GGGAUUGGCACUGGAAACAGCUGUAUAUAUUUUGAACAUGGUUCCUUCAAAGUCGGUAGAAACUACUCCUUAUGAGAUGUGGAAAGGGCGCAAGCCCAAUUUCUCACAGUUUCGAAUAUGGGGUAGUCUUGCACACGUGUUAGUGCAGGAAGCUGGCAAGUUAGAGAAAUGUUCGGAAGCACGAGUGUUCGUUGGCUAUCCCAAGGGAAUGAAAGAUGGAUUAUUUUAUAGUCCCGAGGAUUCGAAGGUGAUCGUUAGCACGAACGCUAGAUUCUUGGAAGAAGACUAUAUUAUGAAUCACAAGCCUGCUAUUAUGCUUAAGUCCAUUCGGAUUCUCUUGGCUGUAGCCGCUCAUAUGGACUAUGAAGUCUGGCAGAUGGAUGUCAAGACGGUUUUUGUUAACGAAAACCUUCAGGAGGACAUCUAUAUGCAACAACCAGAGGGAUUCAUUGCAAAAGGUCAUGAGCAUCUAGUGUGUACGCUUAAUCGGUCCAUUUAUGGAUUGAAGCAAGCUUUGAGGUCUUGGAACAUUCGGUUCGAUGAGGUGAUCCAGUCGUACGGGUUCACUCAAUGUCCGGAUGAGCACUGCGUGUACAAGAAAAACAAUGCGAGCAUGGUGGUGUUUCUUAUGCUGUACGUGGAUGACAUACUUCUUAUUGGAAACAGUAAAAAAGAGUUGUUAGACGUAAAGGUGUGGUUGUCUAAGCAGUCUGAUAUGAAGGACUUAGGAGAAGCGGGACACAUUCUUGGUAUUAGGGUCAUUCGAGACCGUAAUAAGAGAAUGUUAUGCUUAUUCCAGUCUUCAUACAUAGGUACUGUCAUGGCAAGGUUCAGCAUGCAGGAUUCCAAGAAAGAUACCUUGCCUUUCAGGAAAGGAAUCCAUCUCUCUAAGGAGAUUUCUCCCAAGACGUCUCAAGAGAUUGAGGACAUGAAGACAGUUCUUUAUGCAUCGGCAGUAGGAAGUCUUAUGUAUGCUAUGCUUUGUGCUAGGUCAGAUAUCAGUUAUGCCGUUGGCUUAGUAGCUAGAUAUCAAAGUAUUCCGGGUAGGGAACAUUGCUCUGCGGUGAAGCAUAUACUCAAGUACUUGAGAAAGACUAAGGAGUACAUGUUAGUUUACCGUGAAAACAACUUGUUACCUCUUGGUUACAGUGAUUCUGAUUUCCAGUCAGAUAGGGACGAGAGUAAGUCAACCUCUAGUUAUGUGUUUACCUUGGGAGGUGGAGCCAUUUCAUGGAGGAGUGCUAAGCAGAAAUGCGUGGCAGACUCCACCAUGGAAGCCGAGUACAUAGCAGCCUCAGAGGCAGCGAAAGAGGCAAUUUGGCUCAGAAACUUCUUAGUGGAUUUAGAAGUGAUUACGAGUUUGCCACGUGGUAUCACCGUGUACUGUGAUAACAGUGGAGCA
Molecule: messenger RNA, 1402 nt
Organism: Striga hermonthica
Lineage: Eukaryota; Viridiplantae; Streptophyta; Magnoliopsida; Lamiales; Orobanchaceae
Source: the annotation of a GenBank genome assembly